Messenger RNA from Pteronotus mesoamericanus, 3747 nucleotides. It is a transcript of the gene PI4K2A, whose product is annotated as phosphatidylinositol 4-kinase type 2 alpha. The coding region runs from base 39 to 1478 and encodes 479 amino acids. Gene Ontology annotation, molecular function: 1-phosphatidylinositol 4-kinase activity. NCBI's taxonomy places the organism in Eukaryota, Metazoa, Chordata, Mammalia, Chiroptera, Mormoopidae. Gene Ontology annotation, biological process: endosome organization; Golgi organization; phosphatidylinositol phosphate biosynthetic process. The record is from RefSeq and is a predicted model, not a curated record. Gene Ontology annotation, cellular component: lysosomal membrane; endosome; plasma membrane. The transcript has 9 exons.
GUGGAACGCGCCGGGUCCCGGAGCCGGCGGCCUAAGGAAUGGACGAGACGAGCCCAUUAGUGUCCCCGGAGCGGGGCCAACCCCCGGACUACACCUUUCCGUCCGGCUCGGGCGCUCACUUUCCGCAGGUACCGGGGGGCGCGGUGAGAGUGGCGGCGGCGGCCGGCCCGGUCCCCUCUCCGCCGGGCUCGCCAGGCCACGACCGGGAGCGGCAGCCACUGUUGGAUCGGGCCCGGGGUGCGGCGGCCCAGGGCCAGAACCAAACCGUGGCCGCUCAGGUCCAAGCCUUGGCUGCCCAGGCCGCGGCAGCUGCGCACGCCGUUCAGGCUCCCCGCGAACGGAAUGAGUUUCCCGAGGACCCGGAGUUUGAGGCGGUGGUGCGACAGGCCGAGGUGGCCAUCGAGCGCUGCAUCUUCCCUGAGCGCAUCUACCAAGGCUCCAGCGGCAGCUACUUCGUCAAGGACCCUCAGGGGAAGAUCAUCGCUGUCUUCAAACCCAAGAAUGAAGAGCCAUAUGGGCACCUUAAUCCUAAGUGGACCAAGUGGCUGCAGAAGCUGUGCUGUCCCUGCUGCUUUGGCCGUGAUUGCCUUGUCCUCAACCAGGGCUAUCUCUCAGAGGCAGGGGCCAGCCUGGUGGACCAAAAACUGGAACUCAACAUUGUACCCCGUACAAAGGUAGUACACAUGGCCAGUGAGACCUUCAACUAUAGUGCCAUUGACCGAGUGAAGUCCAGGGGCAAGCGGCUUGCACUAGAGAAAGUGCCAAAAGUUGGGCAGCGGUUUAACCGCAUUGGGCUACCGCCAAAGGUUGGUUCAUUCCAGCUCUUUGUUGAAGGCUACAAAGAUGCAGAUUACUGGCUACGGCGAUUUGAGGCAGAACCUCUCCCUGAGAACACUAACCGGCAGCUACUGCUGCAGUUUGAACGGUUGGUGGUGCUGGAUUACAUCAUCCGCAACACUGAUCGGGGCAAUGACAACUGGCUGAUUAAAUAUGAAUAUCCAAUGGAUAGUUCUGGCUCUCGGGACUCAGACUGGGUGGUGGUGAAGGAACCUGUUAUCAAGGUGGCUGCCAUUGACAAUGGGCUGGCUUUCCCCCUGAAGCAUCCUGACUCCUGGAGGGCAUAUCCUUUUUACUGGGCCUGGUUGCCCCAGGCCAAAGUUCCAUUCUCUCAGGAGAUCAAAGAUCUGAUUCUUCCAAAGAUAUCGGACCCUAACUUCGUCAAGGACUUGGAGGAGGACCUGUAUGAACUCUUCAAGAAAGAUCCUGGUUUUGACAGGGGACAGUUCCAUAAGCAGAUUGCUGUCAUGCGGGGACAGAUCCUAAAUCUGACUCAGGCCUUGAAAGACAACAAGAGUCCCCUGCACCUGGUCCAGAUGCCACCUGUGAUUGUUGAGACGGCCCGUUCCCACCAACGGUCUGCUAGCGAGUCCUACACACAGAGCUUUCAGAGUCGGAAGCCCUUCUUUUCGUGGUGGUAGCCCAUGAGAAGACAGGGGCGUGUUGUGCGAGGCUUGGGCUGGGAGGAAGCCUGGGGAGCAGGUUGCAAGAAAAGCCAGAGAAGCCGAUAGAGAGAAGCGCCCUUAAGAGCCCUCCCCUGCUGCUCACCACCCCCUCAGGGCUUUCCCAUGCACAGGGAGAAGCGCAGAGAGAGGGGCAGUGAGUGCUGGUGGGCCCUCCUGGGUGCCGGGAAGGACUGAAGCUAAUGCAAGGAGUCCAGGUGCCCGGGAGGGAGCAUCUGUCUUCCAGCAACUCCUGCGGGCAGGCUGGGAAAUUCCCUUUCCUCCCUGACAUCUUGAUCUGUUGCAAUUCCUCAUUAUAUUCUGCAUCAGAAACAAACAACAAAAACAUAUUUAAAUUAUUAGCAAAACCCAGGCAGAAUCCCACAUCCUUUCAUUGUCAGAAACCUCAAAUCCAGACCUAGAUUAGCAUGAACCCAGAUAUUCAGGUGCCUCGCAGUUCCUUACUCCCGGGGACCAAGGCAGCUGGGUAACCCGCAGUGUUGGGGCAGGCAGAAGCCACAGUUAUCUUUUGAGAUUUCGCCAAGUCUUCUCCUCCCACCAGCGCAGUAGGCUGACUAAAAACCUUCAAAUGUGAUUCCCAUGGCAGAAGUACUUUUGCUCUAGAUCUCCUAGUAGCUCUGUGUAUGAUCCUAUUGAUCAGCUCUGCUCUGUGCUCUGCUAGGGAGCCAACUGCUCUAGUGCAGGCCUACAGUUUGCCUGUCUCUCAAGCAGAGGCAGGAGGGAGGAUGUGGACUCCCCAGCAUGUACAAGUGAUUCAUGUAGGCUGAAUGUGUGCUGGGAGCUGUAAUAGGUCUAUGGGCAAACUUACCCCAGCCCUGCUCCCUGAGUCCCUGGCCCUACCCACAAAUGAUAGACUCCUCCCAGUCCUUUAAUUUGUUUGUUAUUUUAGAUGUUUCUUUUCUCAACUCUUUGACUUAGGGGUUCAGUUGAGUUCUGGAGUGGGCCUCAGCUCAUAAGAGGACAGGAUAUUAGGUCCUUGGACUUCUUUUUACGCUACCACUGCUGCUUGGUGGGGGUAACAGGACUUGUGUUCUGCCUCCUGAUUGGUAGCUGCCUUUUGCUCCCUGACUUUUUUUGUUCCAGGCCAAUUUUUCUAUGGUUUCUUGAGAAUGGUGGGGCCCAAAGGAGAGAGGCCUUCAAACUGUUCCCCAAUGCCUGUCCAGCUCAGUGUGCUUCCUGCUUCCAUGUAUCUUGUCCUCAGCUAUCCCCUCGCCAGCUGUCCAGACCCUUUCUACACCAAAGCAAAGGGGGGCCUCGAGAGGGAGCAAAGAGGAUGCCAUCUGUGGCUCCGGGACAGCCCGAUGCUGCUGCACACUUUGUUGCUGGACCCCUGCGGAUUGGUAAAUCAGGCUUGGAAAGAAACUAGCUUGAAGGUUUGAAAAACAACCAAAGAAUGGGAGCGCGGACGGUGGCUGUGUGCCCUCUGCUUGCCCAGCUCCCACCAUCCAGGCGGCAAAGCAGUGAUGUGCAGCCUCCUUGUCAGCUGGCCAGGCUGCCCCUUCUAUUCCAGCUCCUAGGAGCCAGCUCCCCCCGGGCUUCCAUCCAGCUGACAGGAAGAGUCUCUAAAAGCUGGAUGUGCGUGCCCUGUGGAUGAAGGCGCAACUCCCCUGCUGGCCCCAGCCCUGACAAUCCGUCAGCCGACCUGGACACUAGCCUUGGGGACCAUGUUUGUGAGAAUGUGCUCUCAGACCGCAGGAGCAGCGCAGGCCUCCCAGGGGCCAGUAGGGGGCCCAGGUGUGUUUAGCUCUCCACAGACAUCUUGGUAUAAACGUGGUAAAGCUCCCUGCCUCGAUGUCAGGGGAGCCUGAGGAGUCUAAAGAGCCUGGCGGCUGCCCCCAGCCAAUCAGAGCUGCACAUUGCCCUCGUCCAGACCAGCUCUGUGAGAAGGAAACUGGGUCCAGUGUAAGGGGACUGGUCCCAGUCCUGGCAGGCAAGAGAGUGGCGGUGGUGGGGGGAUCCUUUCCUGGCCUCUGUCUGUUCUCCUUGGAGCCUGUACUCAGGUUGCCUUGAAUGUGGACUUGGGUAGAGCCAGGAACCCUGAGUGCUUCUGGGUGGCACUCAAGGAAUGGCCCAGCUCUCUGCCAGCCAUAGGCCCUGUCCUCCAGUGUCAGGGAGUAGAGGCUGGGCUGUGAGAGUCCUGCUGCCUCUGUAUUGUUCUAAUGCACUGUAGAAAUUGUAUGUAAUGUAUUUAAAUCAAUGCAAAUGUAAGAAUAACAAGUCCAAUUCU